CACUGGCGGCGGCAUUCUCUGCAGGAAUUUCGCAUAUUUUGGCAUAAAAAGUGUAUAAAACUAAAAGAAGUAACUAGAUAAAGCCCCAGCGCUCAGUUUCAAGCGUGCAGGAUCGAGAACACAGCGCUGGUGGAGCACCCAGUGGUCGCCGGGAGACGCUGACAGUUUAGAGGGUCUCGCAGGACAUCAAUCAGCAUGUACAACGGCAUUGGACUGACCACGCCCCGUGGCUCCGGCACAAAUGGCCACGUGCAGCGGAACUGGGCAUGUGUGCGACCUGGGAAAAAAGACAAGGACUACCGCGCCGAGGACGACACCAAAAAGCUGGACGCCCAGCUGAACAGGCCACCUAACAAGGAAAUCCUGGACCACGACCGCAAGCGCAAGAUCGAAGUCAAGUGCCUGGAGUUCGAGGAGAUUCUCGAGAAGCAGGGACGCACACCGGAGGAAAUCAAGACGCAUGUGGACUCCUUUCGCCAAAAGUUAAUGGGACAGGGCAAAACAGAUCUGGCCAAGGAUGAAUUCGGACGCGUAGCUAACACAACCACAUCCACAUCUGCGGCAACGGCGGCAGUGGGAGCCACAGCGGCUGCCUCGGUGGCCACUGCGACCACAACCACAACAACGAUGGCAGCCACCACGGUGCAGGUGGUGAAAACUAAGAAACGCCGUAAGCGACGCAAACGCGCAGGUCAUGCAAUAGCCUUCACCACCGAAAAGAGCACCACCCCGCCCGGUAGCAACACGACCAGUCCGCGCCCCCAAACCGGAGAGAACCAACCCUCCGCUCCGGCUGCCACCGCCGGGGGCAGGAAGUGCAAGGCACCAUACUUCCAACACGACAACCGGGAGUACCUGGCCAAGUACGAGAGCUUCCGUUUGACCGCCCACACGUGGAACUAUGCGGCGGUGGCCAGGAAGUUCAAGCCCUUGCGGCCGGCGUUGGCAAGCGGCGCCAACAAGACCAGGCGACCAGCAGUCUCCAAGAGGUCGCACCCGGAAUGCGCCUGCGCCUGCCAGCAAAAAGAGCCGGAGCCGGCACUUGAACCCGGUCAGCGAACAGCUGAGCACUCCAUCCAGAAGGAGCUGCCUGCGUCACAUGAGAAAAUAAAUAUUGAUGGCAGCGUUCUACUCGAGCUGCUUAAGUACUCCUCGAGCAGCCUGCUGGAGACACUGCUGAGAGGCGGCAGUGCGGUGGCAACAAGUGCUCGUGACACCCAUCAAAUAGCCGAGGCUCAGCAGCAAAAGAACGCCAAGCUGCGCGAGGCCUUCAACAUAUCCGAGUACUUCGUGGAGGGCAGCAGCUUCGACAGCGACCGCAAAGCGAAGGAGGACCUGGCCAAAAGCGUGGCUCUGCAAAAGGAACUGGACGCCCAGCGCGAGAGCCUGGCCGCGGCGGCAGCUGCCGCAGCAGCAGGCAAGGACAAGGAGACCGGGAAGCGGUAUGCCCUAGUGCGCACUCCAUCCCGCGAACGGGAGCGUGAUCGCGACGGAGGCGAUGCGACUGCCGCCAGCGGGGAUGAGCGCGAACAUGUCUCCAAAUCGGACAAGAAGAAGCGCAAGAAACGCGCCAGAGAGAGUUCGGCCAGUCCUGAGCGCAAGAAGGACAAGAAGAAAAAGUCGAAGAAGCACAAGAAAGAGAGUAAGUCAAAGAAGAAAAAGUCGCGUAAGCGCAAGCACAGCGAGAGUGGCCGGGAUAGCGACAAGGAUAGUGAUGACGAGGAUGAUAGCAGCGAGGAGGAGCGGCGCGAGUCGAAGAGUGCCCGAAAAAAAGCCAAGAAGGACAAGAAAAAGCGUGACAAGAAGCUGAAAAAGAAGUCACGUGCCCGUGCCAGCUCCACGGAUUCGGAGCGCCCAAACUCUCCUGCGCGCAAGGAGAAUAAAUCGGACAAGUCCCGCGGAGGGAAAUCAUCCAAGGCCAAUGAGAAGGCUUCGCAGCAGGACAAUGCCACCCGCAGUCGAUCUCGCGAGCGUCGUAAGGACACGAAGACCAGGCCACACGAAUCUCCCAUGGACAAUCGACUUCCGAAGGCGCGGGAACGGUCAGCGGCCACUCCGCCACGAAAGGAGCCCGAAAGGCAGCGAGAACGCUCAAAGGACAAACAUCGGUCUAGGGAAAGACAAAGGUCAAGGGAAAGGCAGCGAUCUAGGGAAAGGCAGCGAUCUAAGGAAAGGCAGCAAUCCACGGAAAGGCACCGAUCCAAGGAGAGGCAGCGAUCUAAGGAACGGAAGCGAUCUAAGCAAAGGCAGCAAUCCAAGGAAAAACAGCGAUCCAAGGAAAGGCAGCGAUCCAAGGAAAGGCACCAAUCCAAGGAACGGCAGCAAUCCAAGGAAAGGCAGCGAUCCAAGGAAAGGCAGCGAUCAAAGGAAAGACAGCGAUCGAAGGAAAGGCAGCGAUCGAAAGAAAGACUGCGGUCCAUUUCCAAGGAGAGACACCGAUCCAGGGAAAGGCAGCGUUCCAAGUCCAAGAAUAAACAACAAUCUAAGGAUAAGAAACAGUCGGUGAUCAAAAGGCGAGACAGAUCAAAAGACCGUUCAAAGGAAAAUAAGCGUUCAAACGAGAGGCAAAGAUCAAAGGAGAGGCAACGUUCUAAGGAAAGACAUAGAUCAAAGGACAGGCAACUAUCCAAAGAAAGACUACGUUCCAAGGAGAGACCACGUUCAAAGGAGAGACUACGUUCCAAGGAGAGACUACGUUCCAAGGAGAGGCUACGCUCCAAGGAACGGCAACUUUCCAAGGAACGGCAACGAUCCAAGGACCGGAAACGUUCCAAGGAACGGCAACGAUCUAAGGAAAAGCACCGCUCCAAGGAGAGACGUUCUAAGGAAAAGCACGGCUCCAAGGAGAGGCAACGUUCCAGGGAACGUCCUGCCAAGGAAUCUCGAGCCAUAAACUCACCCAAGGAACGCAGUCCCAAAAAGAAAGACGACCGCCGUCAGCGAUCUCCUUCCAUCGGAAGCAGAAAGCAAACCGAUGAUCGCCGUCAGCGAUCUCCUUCCAUCGGAAGCAGGAAGCAAACCGAUGACACUAAGUUAAGGCGCGACUCCCGAUCCCGAUCGCCAGCCCAUUCCCCAGAGGUGCCGCCCAAGAAGACGGUGCCUACACCAGCCUUCAAUCCCUUCAAGGCGGCCGAGGACACUGUUAACGAUAUCCUGGGCACGAAGUCGGUGAUAGUGGCCCUGGAGCAGUCCAAGCGCCAGAGGGCGGCCUCCAGCUCGAGCUCGGAUUCCGACAGUUCCAGUAGUAGCUCGUCGGCCUCCCGGACGCCAUCGCCUAAACCCACUCCGAAAAAACACAAGAGGAGGAGCAGGACACCAGAACCAAAGGAGGUAAAGAAGGAGGCCAGUCCCAAGAAAGAGCGCCGCAAGAGUGUGAAACGGGAGCGAUCCACCUCCCCGCGAAUUCCCAAGCCAAAGAGCAAGGUGGUCGAACCGAGUCCCAAGCCAGCGAGGCGUCGUUCUCGCUCGAGUUCCUCGGAGCUGCGCUACUCGCCUGCAGAACGGCAUCCAGAGCGCUACCAGGACAUCAUUCAGGACAAGAAGCGGUCAUCCAAGGCUAGGGAAGCACCGACGACAAAGCCUGCUCCAGUGGUGCGCCUGAGGGCACAAAGCGACGAUGGCAGCGAUGCUGAAACAGGAGUAGAUGGCACCGCUUUGGAGGAAUUCCAGCAGAGCAGGCGGGAGCACGAGGAACAGCAAGAACUGCGCAUGCUGGAGCAGCUAAAGUCCGGGAUCGCGGCGAAGGCCAAGCAAAAGAUCAGGAUCAUGGAGAAGGACCCGGCCAAGGAGGGCAGCGAAGUAAGUGGCAGCGACCUAGUGACGGCUACUAAACGUAACUCGCUAAGCGAAUUCCUUGUUGCUAACAAUGUGACCGCAUUGAUUAACCCACUGACAACGACCACGCUAACGCUGACAACCACGCCCCCGCCGCCCUUGGCGGUGAUCCUGCCGCUGGAGCAGCACAAGGAGCAGGUGCAGCUGCGGGAUCCAGACCGGGAGCUGCCCGUGACUGUGGAGGAGCCGCUCAACAAAAGGGACGCCAGCACACCGCCCAUUUGCAAGACGCCCCACGUGGCGGCGAAUGGCGAGGCCAGGAGUCCGACAGUGGGUUACAAAAUCCACCUGCACCAAAGGCCGCCUCCACAGCACCUGCACCAGCAGCACCACCAGCCGCAUCAGCAGCAACAUCCGCAGCAGCAUCCCUCGGGGAAGCGCAUCUUCCACAACCGCACGCUGAACAAUAACCCUAACAGUAGACAUAGUACUAACAACCCUCAUGCAUGUGGUGGUGGCGGGGUCCCUCAUUCGAAUCCCAACAGUAGCACUGGCAGCGGCAACAGCAGCAACAACCCGGGCAUGCUGCCCUUCCUGGCGGGCACGCCGGGCACCUACAACCGCACCACCAACCGCCUCAACCACGGUCCCCUGCUGACCGCCACCCACUACAACAUCUGCAAGAACCACCAGCACAGUCUGCAGCAGCAGCAGGCGCAUCACCUGGCCCGUGGCCUGGUCUACAACUCGGCUCUGUUCGGACACGGACCCCGGCACCCGGGACUCCUGUCCCUGGCUGGAGUCGGUGUGGGCGUGGGUGGGCAGGGUGGCCCGCUGCUGGGGCACCCGCCGCAUGUCCGGGGUGGUGGCGGUCCCAUUAGCUUCAAUGCGGCGGCAGCGGCCGCGGCCGUGGCUGCCAAUAGUAUUAGCUACCAUCAUCAUCAUCAUCAACACCAACAAAAACCGAAAAUUGUUAUAAAACCCUUCAAAAUUCACGAUCCACAGCCCCUAGUCGCAGCGCUCGCGGACAGCUCGCUGGUGGACGCCAUCGUCUCCAAGGUUUCCACGGCCACCGUGGCGGCGGCAGCGGCGGCGGAGAGUGCGGCUCGCAGGAGCAGGAGUCGCGAGCGUCGAAGCCGCAGUCGGAGCAAGCGGCGCACCAGCGGAAGCCACCAUCGCCAUCACUCCAGCAGCCGCUCGAGAUCGCGGUAUAGCUCAUCCAGCAGCCGAAGCGGAUCGCGCAGUUCCAGGUCCCGCUGCGGGUCGCACUCUUCCCGCUCCAGCUGCUCAUCGCACAGCAGCUCGGGCAGUUCCUCCUCCGGCAGUGGUUCGGGAUCAUCACAGUCAGGCUCUCGGUCCCCCUCCAUCCCAAGGCGUCGCGGCUCACCAAGCUUUCUAGACAGACGUCGCAUAACCAGUGCCCGCAAGCGACCGAUUCCGUAUCACCACAAGGCCGCCGGUGAAGGCGAGCCGGAGGAGGUUUCCAGUUGCUGCUCCAGUUGCUUCAGCCGCGCCAGCAGUCCCACCACGCCCCUUCUAACGCCACUGCGCAACAGCCGGAGUCCCUCGAUGGCCGCCUUCUGAGUGUUAACCGCCUCGCUGCGCAAGAUGUGCGGCGAGUCCUGAGGCAAGACACUCGACUCCAAACCCCUCGAUCAAUCUCAUCCUAGUCACCAGCCCAACCAGUCAGAUAAUCCGACUUCUAGCCCUUAAGAUAGUUGUUAUUCGCAUUUAACUUGUUUUACACCUGCAUUCCGUAGUCCUAAGUUAGUCGUCUGCCCAUGAAUUUACUAGCGAAAUUAUAUUGUAGCCCCCGAUAUUAAGCCAAUAAUACUCGUUCGCCUUUGCUCGAUUAUUUGCUAGUUCUAAGCUGCGUUUUAAUAUAAAUAAAUUAUUUGUUGCCUCUCGAAAA
Drosophila rhopaloa is the source of this 5686-nucleotide messenger RNA. RefSeq names its product serine/arginine repetitive matrix protein 2 (gene Srrm234). Lineage: Eukaryota; Metazoa; Arthropoda; Insecta; Diptera; Drosophilidae. The transcript has 11 exons. Bases 196 to 5358 code for a protein of 1720 amino acids. The record is from RefSeq and is a predicted model, not a curated record.